Molecule: messenger RNA, 1553 nt
Organism: Cladophialophora immunda
Lineage: Eukaryota; Fungi; Ascomycota; Eurotiomycetes; Chaetothyriales; Herpotrichiellaceae
Exons: 3
Coding region: 378-1421 (347 amino acids)
Cellular component (GO): membrane
Source: RefSeq, a predicted model, not a curated record
GUCUUGUUUCUAUUGAAGUCUCCUGGCGACAGAUCUCAACAUACUCCUCCAAAGCUGCGUACCAACGGCGUCACUAGAGCAUCUGAUGGAUUUUCUCCUCGCGUAUUCCGCAUGUGGCUAUACGUGGCUACUUUAGAGUGGGCAUAUUCGCGGGCUGUCUUCGAUUUUGCGCUCCCCUGAAGGCGGUACGCGCUCGAAGAUCAUACGGUCUUUUGUGGCGCCGAACUAUGAACUGCUAACAGAUUUCUCCUUAUUUAUCUCGACUUCAACUUCCCAGCAUUUAAACGCUCAUAAUCCCGCCGUUUACCUCUUGACCACAAGCUCCUCUGAUCUCUUCCUGCAACCUUCGACGUUAACAAAAACGAAAGUCUGGAGCCAUGGCUUCUUCAGAGAUAUCGUACUGGUGGUAUAAGCCAACCAAAGGUGUCUCCAUUGCGUUUGCUGUUCUCUUCUUCAUUUCUGGAGUCCUCCAUGCGUGGCAGAACAAUCUCAAAUACAGAGGCUCGUGGCGCAUUGGCUUUCUCUUCCCAUGGGCGGCAGCACUAUUUGUCGCGGGCCUCGCAACUCGAGAAUAUGGUGCCUAUCAUACCGAUGAUCUCGGCGUAUUUGUUGCCAGUACGGUUUUGUUGUUCAUCGCUCCACCAGUCUACAAUGGCGCAGACUACUUCAUAUUCGGGAGGCUGUUGUACUAUAUCCCCUAUCUGUCUCCUCUUCACCCAGGCCGCGUCUGGACCACAUUCGUCGCAUUGGAUCUUGUCGACGGAAUAAUUGCCGGUAAUGGAGCAUCCUACGCAGCGAAUUCCGACAACAGUGUGUCAAAGAUCAAAAUGGGCAUCGUUCUGGUCAAAGUGUCCCUAUUCCUCCUGCUGGGCAUGUUUCUCGGCUUUGUAUACUUGAUAGUCAUCUUCCACAGACGAUGUGUCGCCGCCAAUGUCUUUACGCAUAAAGUCAAGGUUGUCGUGUACUCGCUCUACGCCUCAGGCUUCCUAAUCCUCAUCCGCAACACCUUUCGCACCGCGUCGUUCUUCUAUCCACCAGAUUCGACUGCCAAUGGAAAAGAAUGGAUCUUUUGGGUACUAGAGGUCGUCCCUAUGCUCUUCAACACCUAUCUCAUGAACGUCUUUCCGCCCUUGAAAUAUCUCCCGCACAACCACAAGAUAUACCUGGCUGUGGAUGGCAAAACAGAGAUCGAAGGACCGGGCAUGGUCGAGAAUAGGCCAUUCAUUCUGACACUGAUUGAUCCGUUCGACCUCGUCGGGCUGGUAACGGGACAGGAUAACAAGAAUAGAUUUUGGGAGCAUGAUGGCAUUGGUGGCCCAGGAGGAUCGGCACGACGUGGAAUGGGAGAUGACAACGAACUAGGAAGGACCAUGAAGGGAGACCACAGCAAAGCACGAGUACAAGAUAGAGAAGUUGCUUGAACAGCUCGCCAGAGGCGUGUCGCGAUAGGGUUAGGCGCGUGAUGGAAGCUUGUUUGGGUUUACAACGAUGCCUUGUAUUUAAAUUAGAGUGAGGGUAUUGCGAUAGAAACGCGUUUUGGAUUUGGACAACAA